Molecule: messenger RNA, 1317 nt
Organism: Microplitis demolitor
Lineage: Eukaryota; Metazoa; Arthropoda; Insecta; Hymenoptera; Braconidae
Gene: Y-y
Product: protein yellow
Exons: 6
Coding region: 1-1317 (438 amino acids)
Cellular component (GO): extracellular region
Source: RefSeq, a predicted model, not a curated record
AUGGAAAUUCGUCGGGAAUCGCGUUUAUUCGCGAUUUUUUUAAUAUCAAUAAUUGUUUUAAAUAAAAGCGCAAGUGCUAGUGGAUUGAAAGGAUGGGGUGGAGCAGCACACUUUGGACGUGCUCCGAUACUUGAAAGGUUUUCGUGGCAAGUAUUAGAUUGGGCUUAUCCAGACCCAAUGUCUCGCGCUGCAGCUCUUGAAAGUGGAGAUUAUAUGCCCGAAAAUGGACUUCCGGUUGGAAUUGAAGUUUGGAACAAUAAAUUAUUUGUCACUGUACCGAGAUGGAAAGAUGGAAUUCCAGCAACCUUGAAUUACAUAUCGUUGGAUACGAACCGUGGUGGUUCACCAAAAUUAACACCGUACCCAAACUGGGUCCAGAAUGUAGCAGGGGCAUGUGAUACUGGCCUAACUACCGCGUACAGAAUUCACGCAGAUGAGUGUGAUCGUCUUUGGGUACUGGAUACCGGCACUAUUGGUAUUGGAAACACGACCGUACAAGCUUGUCCAUACACACUAAAUAUAUUUGAUUUAAAGACCGAUAAAAUUAUACGAAAAUAUCGAUUACGUCCAGAUGAUAUUAAUCAGAAUACAUUUAUAGCGAACAUCGCUGUGGAUUUAGGGAAAGGUGGCUGUGAUGACGCAUUUGCUUACAUGUCCGACGAAUUGGGUUACGGAUUAAUAGUAUACUCAUGGCAAAAUAAUACAUCCUGGAGAGUAACACACAGUUACUUUAUGCCAGAUCCACUGAAGGGUGAUUACACCAUCGAUGGAUUAAACUUCCAAUGGGGUGAAGAAGGAAUUUUCGGCAUGAGUUUAUCACCACUACUGUCAGAUGGUUACAGAACUCUAUUCUUCCAUCCACUAAGUAGUGAUCGAGAGUUCGCGGUAUCUACAAAAAUUCUUCGCGAUCCAGUUCUCGCUCUAGAUAGUUAUCAUGAGUUCCAAGUAUUGCCAGAAAGAUUCAUGGGCCACUCAACUUCCGAAGUGAUGGACGAGAACGGUCUCCAGUUAUUCAAUCUGGUCGAUCAGAAUGCCGUAGGCUGCUGGAAUUCGUUAUUGCCUUAUUCACCGGCUAACCAAGCAUUGAUCGCCCGACACGAUGAGGCUAUGAUAUUCCCAGCUGAUGUUAAGAUUCGAAAAGGAAUGGUGUGGAUAAUAUCAGAUAAAAUGCCACAAUUUUUGAUAACAUCGCUAAACUAUACCGACAUAAACUUUAGAAUACUGACGAUGCCUUUGGCUGACGCUAUUGCUGGAACUGUUUGUGAUAACACACCGUGGAAAUACAUCGGAAGUAAUAUACUCUGGUGGGACCGAUAG